Nicotiana tabacum (common tobacco) is the source of this 2229-nucleotide messenger RNA. RefSeq names its product protein FAR1-RELATED SEQUENCE 5-like. NCBI's taxonomy places the organism in Eukaryota, Viridiplantae, Streptophyta, Magnoliopsida, Solanales, Solanaceae. The record is from RefSeq and is a predicted model, not a curated record.
AUGUGCGAAAAUUCUCCUGAAGAAGUUUUACAAAGUAAUUCUCAAGGUACAGUAGAUUAUGAACCGAAACUUGGCCUUGAGUUUGAUAGUGACAAGGAUGCACUUAAUUAUUAUAAUGAGUAUGCAAGAAGAGUUGGUUUUAGUGUUCGCAAAGAAUACAUCAAUACAAAUAAAGAAUUGGGUUAUGUAACAUCACGGAAGAUUACAUGUUUCAAGGAAGGUUUUCGUAGAGAUGAUAAACGAAAAGAUCAAGUUAAAAAAUUACGAAGAGAAACGCGAACAGGAUAUCAAGCUCAUAUUAUUGUUACCCGCCACUCAAUGGGAAAGUACCAUAUUACUAAAGUUAAAUUGGAACAUAAUCAUGCACUUGUUUCACCAACAAUGGUUCAUAUGUUGCCAUCUCACCGAAGGAUAAACGAAGUCCAGGCUCAUGAAAUAGAUUUAGCAGAGGAUGCUGGAUUAUUUUCUAAAACAACAUUUGAUUUUAUGAGUCUUCAAGAUGGAGGUCGAGUAAAUUUGGGUUAUACCAAAUUAAAUCAGAAGAACUACCUUCGAACAAAACGACAAAAGGCUAUGAGACGAGGAGAAACAGGAGUACUGUUAAAGUAUUUUGAGAAGAAAAGAAUUGAAGAUCCAUCUUUAUUUUUUGCGACGAAUAGAGAGCACAAACCUUUGGCAAGUUUCGUUGGAUUGAACAACCAUAGAAAAAUGGUUGUUUUCGAAGGCGCUUUAAUGUAUGAUGAGACUGCAGAUUUCUUUCAGUGGUUGUUUGAAACGUUUCUUGGAGCGAUGUCUGAAAAAAAUCCAAAAAUAAUUUUUACAGAUCAAGAUGCUGCAAUAAGUAAGGCCAUCUCACUUGUCAUGCCUGAAGUUUAUCACAGGUUAUGUGUCUGGCACAUGGAGCAAAAUGCAGCUAAACAUCUCAAACAAAUUUAUAAAAGGUACGCUUCAUUCCGUGGUGAUUUUCGAAAAUGCAUUUAUGAGUAUGAAGAUGAACAUAUGGAAAAUAAAUCGGGUGGUAUGAACAACACACAAUUGAGUGAGAGUUUGAAUGGUGAUUUAAAGGAUUACUUGCAGUCUGAUUACAAUUUAGUACAAUUUUUUAAGUAUUAUGAUCGAGCAAUUGAGGAUAAGCGAUAUAAUGAGCUGCAAGAUACUUGUGAUGCAUCACAACAUAUUCUAGUAUUAAAAGCACAAGUUCCUAUUUUGAUUCAUGCUAGAGAGGUCUACACCUCAAAUAUUUUUGCAAAAUUUCAAGAUGAAUAUAUGAAAUCCUUAUCAAUCAAAGUGAAUAUUGGAUGUGGGAAGAACAUUUUGUCCACCAUUUACAAUGUUAGUAAACAUGGGCAUACUCGAGAAUAUAUUGUUACGGUGACAGAGGUAGGCCAUAUAUCUUAUACUUGCUUGAAGUUUGAGUCCAUGGGUAUACUUUGUUGCGAUGCAAUAAGAGUUCUCGAUGUAGUAAAAGGAGUUAGUAGAAUUCCGACUGAGCAUAUUUUGGAUAGAUGGACAAAAAAUGCAAAAGGCGUAAAUAUUAAAGAAGUUGAUGAGCAAGAAAUAGAGAUCAAGGAUCCAAAGUUGAUUACUAUGAAUCGUUAUAGAGUUCUUUGUCCUAUAUUUGUUAGAAUGGUAGCAAAAACUUCUAAAACAGAUGACGGCUAUAAGGUAGUAGUAGCAUGUGCAAAUGAGCUAAGUUCAAAAUUGAAGCAAAUCGCAGAGGUAUCAACUCCAUCUUUUUGUACUAGUGGUUCAACAAGAGAUUUACCAGAAGAAAAUAAUAACAUAAUUAUCCUCACACGAGCCAAAAAUUUAAAAAAGAAAGAUGGAAAACGCCAUAAAAAGAGGAUCAAACCUUCCCUCGAGGUGAACGCAAAUUGCAAGAAAGCUCGAGGAAACAAGUCAAGUUCCGCUAAACAGGAUGGACCAAGAGUCGAUGAUAGAGCUCUAUCUGAUAAUGACAAAUAUUUCAUUCAGAAUCCAAUAUCAAAGGGAAAUAUUUAUGAGAAUUCUGAUUUAAGUACCUCUCAGACUAUAACUUGUGCUAGCUUAUCCCACAGUUCAGAGUUUUCUCUUUCGUUGCCAUACCCUAACUUUACUCAAAUGCUAACGGAACCUUUUAGUCUUGAUACUUUUGCACAUGUACAAAAGUCUUAUUUAUUUUUUCAUGAUCAGGCAAACCUUUUCGAGAGUCGGGGAUCACAAAAGUUCCAAGAUAACAAUACAUUAUGA